AUGCGACAACUUGAGAAGGCUUUACUCGAUUACAAGUGCGUAGUAACGGCACUGCAAGAGACAAGAGUGCCUGAAAGAGUUAUGAGGAUCGGCAACAACUUCACGCUCUUCAAUAGCAAUGUGACUGCUUCAAGAUGGACCUCUGGUAUUGGUUUUGCAAUUGCCAACAAAGUCAUGUCGUCGGUAGUGAGAUGGGUCCCGGUGAACGAUCGACUUUGCCUGAUUGUUUUUCGAGCAAAACCUGUCAACAUUAGCAUCAUUAAUUGUCACGCUCCAACAGAGGAAGCAGAAGAAGAGGACAAAAACUCUUUCUACACUGACCUGGAAAAACUUUACGACAAUCAGUCCGCAAACACAGUUAGGCUGGUAGUCGGAGACUUCAACGCCAAAGUUGGCCAGGAAACAGAGUAUAGACCGACGAUUGGACCAGAGAGCCUGCAUGAGGAGUGCAACGAGAAUGGCAUGCUCUUGGUCAAUUUCGCGACAAUGGAAGAGAUGAUUGUCAGCAGCACCUUCUUUCCUCGUAGAUUGUUCCACAAAAGCACAUGGGUAUCACCAGAUGGAAGAACAGUGAACCAGAUUGACCAUGUGCUGGUGGACAAAAGGCACAAAAGUAGUGUGGAAAAUGUGCGCACUUUCAGAGGAGCAGACAUGAGCUCAAACCAUUUUCUCGUCGUUGUAAAGAUUAGAGUCAAGCUCUCAACGAAAUGGAAUAAGCGACGAAAAAAAAGGAAUGCAAGUUGA
Molecule: messenger RNA, 744 nt
Organism: Rhagoletis zephyria (snowberry fruit fly)
Lineage: Eukaryota; Metazoa; Arthropoda; Insecta; Diptera; Tephritidae
Source: RefSeq, a predicted model, not a curated record